AUGAGGCAAGAUAUGGCUAGUUUUAUAAAAGAAUCGUUUACACCAAACAGCAAAUUAACUGUUCACUGGGAUGGAAAAAUGAUGUCUGAUCUCACAUCCAGAGAGCAUGUAGACUGCCUCCCAAUAUUGGUUUCAGGAGGAGAACAAGAAAAAUUAAUAAGUAUAAAAAAAUUAUCAUCGUCGACUGGAGAGGUGAAGGCUAAAGCCGUUUUUGAUUGCUUGAGUGAUCAAGAAUGGAAUUUAAGCCAAAAUAUUGUUGCCAUGUGUUUUGACACGACGUCCUCGAACACCGGGAAAAACAAAGGUUCUUGUGUAAUAUUUGAACGUAAACUUGGAAAAAAUUUAUUUUGGCUAGCAUGUAGACAUCACAUAUUUGAGUUGGUUAUUGGAGCAGCAUUUCAAGCAGUCUUGCCUUCAGCUACAACAGGGCCUGAUAACCGUAUUUUUGUACGUUUUCAGUCUUAUUGGUCAGAAAUUGUUCAGUCAACAUACAUAUAUCACAGCCAACCCAACUAUUAUUCUCAGAAUUACAGAUAA
Macrosiphum euphorbiae (potato aphid) is the source of this 537-nucleotide messenger RNA. Lineage: Eukaryota; Metazoa; Arthropoda; Insecta; Hemiptera; Aphididae. The record is from the annotation of a GenBank genome assembly.